Molecule: messenger RNA, 1908 nt
Organism: Micropterus dolomieu (smallmouth bass)
Lineage: Eukaryota; Metazoa; Chordata; Actinopteri; Centrarchiformes; Centrarchidae
Gene: edn2
Product: endothelin 2
Exons: 5
Coding region: 131-646 (171 amino acids)
Biological process (GO): vein smooth muscle contraction; regulation of systemic arterial blood pressure by endothelin; regulation of vasoconstriction
Cellular component (GO): extracellular region
Molecular function (GO): endothelin B receptor binding; hormone activity
Source: RefSeq, a predicted model, not a curated record
GGAGAACACAAAGCACCUGUUGCUGCUCUCCAGCCUCAACACACACAGCUGUAAAGACUUGCCCACACCUCUUGGAGUGUGUAAACCGACCGCUGCUGCAUUUACACAUCAGAACACCAGACACGGCGCGAUGGCCUCCUUCAUGUGCUUGACGCUGACUUUAUUCCUCAUCUGCAUGGCUCUUCAAGAGGGUUGUGGACUCCCCUUAUCAGACCGGGCCGAGCUGCCACCUCAGGCUCCACAUCCACACCGCGUUAGGACCAAACGCUGCUCCUGUAACAGCUGGGAUGAUAAAGAAUGCAUCUAUUUCUGCCACCUGGAUAUUAUCUGGGUCAACACGCCAAGUAAAAUACUUCCUUAUGGCCUGGGAAGUCCCCUGUCUCGUCGGCGCCGGCGUUCAGCUGACCGUUGUGAAUGCCUCAAUGCAGCCGACAAAACCUGCUCUGGCUUUUGCCAUAAAAGCUCAGAGAAUCCAAGGACUACUGUUGUGGACCCACAGUUAGAAUCUGCAAACACAAAGAGCAACAAAUUCCUGGAAUCUUUCAGAACUGUGGUGAAGUCCAACAUGGUGAUCGCAAAAGAGAUUCUGUCAACAAAUGAGAACCCCGGUGGGGUCAACAGGCUGAGGAGCAGAACAACGAGGUAGAGGACUGAGCAAACACCAGAAGCGGUUCAACCUCCAUAGCUUCAACCUCCAUGGACCGGAGACUCCUCCAGCUGCCUUCACUGCAAGCACCAGGGUUUUGUAACGUAUCAAGACUCUUAGCGACUCUGAGGACGCGGAGGUGGAAAAGAUGGAAGGCAAAAGAGGCAGUGGAUCAAGCAUUUGAUCAACAAAACACUGGCAGCUCACCAAGACAGAAGCCCUAGGCUGGGCCUAUGUUGGGUGGAGACGUUUAGAAUCAUUUCUUGAACUCUCUUUGAACUUAUCUGAACUCAACAACAGUCUACACAUGCUAAGAAAGGAUCCAUAAAACUAAGGACAUGGGAUAUGAUUUUGGGCAACCACAUCAAGAAAGUUUCCAAUGAUUAAUCAGUCACUGAUCUACUGUCCUUUUCCUUUUCUAUGGACAAAGCACGCCUGUGACUCGUCUGAAUGGAUAGUUUUGAAUCCCCAACUCAUAUUUAUAAUUACAUAUUGCAGUGUCAUAUGUAAUGAUUAUCACAGUCAUACUUUGUAUUUAGUUGGGAAACUCAGAUGUCCUUGAAACUAAACUUCUGUCAUUGCUGACCUUUGGUCCAGUUUAAUAUUCCUCUGUAUCAGAGCUGGAAAUUGCUCUUGUACCUAAUGUUUAGGGCAAAUCAUCAAAUAGCCUUUUAAUUGUCAGGAAGUACUUGAAAAUGGCAGCUUAUUCCGAGAGGCACACAUUGCCUCAGUGAAAUGAAGGUUUUCGCUUUGGGAUUUAUCUAAGAAACACAUACACAUAUACAGCAUACUUUCUGCUAGCAUAACAACUACAUUAGGUCUAUUGUGUUGUCAUGAAUGUUUACUGCGUAGCUCCUGUUUAAUGUUUUGAUUGAACAUAAGCCAAAAAGUUUCAAUGACAAUGCAGCUUGCCAAAACUAUUUUUCCACUUCUGACAAAUAUUCUCUUAAUUCCUCUGUAAUUGGGACAUCAUGACUCUCGACUUGUGUUAUGCUCUUCAAAAGCUAUUUUUUCUGUUCCAUGAAUUCAUUCACUCUAUCUGCCCUGUUCGAUUGUAGUCAAGCUAUGACAGGUGGAAAUAUAAACCUCCCUUGUAAUGUUCAACCUUAAAUAUCUUAAUGCUGUAUAUGAUGGAUAGUUUACCAGCUUAGAAGUUUACUGUAAAUAGAACUAUUUAUUAAUUCUCUAACUUAUUCGGAGAUGUAUUUAUAUUUGUAUGAAUGAUGCACUGAAUUGUUUAUGAGAAAAUAAAAUAUUCUGUA